AUGCCUGACAAAAGCCUCAAGUCCUUUGCGGACGCCCAAGUCCGGAAGAUCCUUCGCCACACAGCCUACCGCUCAAACCGCAAAGUUCGACUCACCGUCCAGUGGCAAGCCUCAGCCGAUGAUGACGCCACCACCACUGCAACCUUUUACGAGGCCGAAGUCCAAGAGGUCGACGAAGAUUUGGUUCUCAAGUACUGGAAAGAUGCCGGCGGCCGCGAUCAAGCUACCAACCUCGGCAAGGAUCGCGUCCUCAAGAUCUUGGACGAGAUGAAGCGUCAUUGGGUCUUCCAGUGGGUUGGCUACUCAGUGGAAGAGGGGAGUGCAGACCCAAAGUACGUCAUGGUUCACAAGCCCGGUGCCGGCGAGGCUAUUGUCAAGUGGCGGCGAGCUAUGUCGCAGAUACAGCUGGCCGCUGUAGAGGAUUGGUCUAUUGGGUUCGAACAAGACAGUGAAUGGCCAGCCUGGUCCCGCGAUUUGCCCGAGGUAGACUGGGACGACAUUGACGAGGAAGAACUUGCAAACUACGACUUUUCUUAUUGA
Molecule: messenger RNA, 540 nt
Organism: Fusarium poae
Lineage: Eukaryota; Fungi; Ascomycota; Sordariomycetes; Hypocreales; Nectriaceae
Exons: 3
Coding region: 1-540 (179 amino acids)
Source: RefSeq, a predicted model, not a curated record